CGCCAGGCAGACCCCGAGGCUAGUAAGUCAGUGAGCGGAGGGGAGGUGGUGUGUCGGAGUGAGUGAGGGAGCGGCGGACUCCGGAGCGGCGGCGCCGCUGGGCGGGAGGGGUAUUUAAGGUUGAAGGUUUCAGAUCAGAUGUGGAAAGAUGUUGGCUGUGGACACAGGAGUUGUGGAGGAGUGGUUAUCAGAGUUCAAGACCCUUCCAGAAGCUUCUAUCUCUAACUAUGCUACAAAUUUGAAAGACAAGAGUUCUCUGGUUUCAUCUUUAUACAAAGUUAUCCGGGAGCCACAGAGUGAGCUACUAGAGCCAGUUUGCCACCAGCUUUUUGAGUUCUAUCGCAGUGGAGAAGAACGACUACUACGAUUCACCCUGCAGUUUCUGCCAGAAUUGAUGUGGUGUUACCUGGCAGUCUCAGCCAGCAGAGAUCUGCAGAGCAGUGGCUGCAUAGAGGCUCUUCUCCUAGGAGUUUACAACUUGGAAAUAGUUGACAAACAGGGGCAUAGUAAAGUGCUGAGUUUCACAAUUCCAUCCUUGUCCAAACCUUCAGUGUAUCAUGAACCUUCCAGCAUUGGUUCCAUGGCUCUUACAGAGGGAGCUUUAUCCCAGCAUGGUUUGUCCAGAGUCGUGUACAGUGGACCUCAUCCUCAAAGAGAGAUGUUAACAGCACAAAACAGGUUUGAAGUGCUCACAUUCCUCCUGCUGUGUUAUAAUGCUGCCUUAAGCUACAUGCCUGCAGUUUCUCUUCAAUCAUUGUGUCAAAUUUGCUCAAGAAUCUGUGUCUGUGGAUAUCCUCGGCAACAAGUAAGAAAAUACAAAGGAGUAAAUAGCAGGAUUCCAGUUUCUUCUGAAUUCAUGGUGCAAAUGCUAACUGGGAUUUACUAUGCCUUUUAUAAUGGAGAAUGGGAUCUAGCUCGUAAAGCAAUGGAUGACAUUUUAUAUAGAGCUCAGCUGGAGUUGUAUCCAGAACCACUGCUGGUUGCUAAUGCAAUAAAGGCCUCACUGCCUCAAGGUGCCAUGAAAUCUAGUAAAGAAGGUACAAGAUGCAUUCAGGUUGAAAUUACCCCCACUUCAUCUAGAAUAUCAAGAAAUGCUGUGACUAGUAUGUCCAUCAGAGGGCAUAGGUGGAAGAGACAUGAUAAUACUGAUGUAGCAAUUCCAGAAGAACUGAUAGAAGUAUCUGAGGUUGAUGAAGGGUUUUACUCUAGAGCUACUUCUAGCACAAGCCAAUCUGCCUUAUCAAACAGCAACAACACCAGCAACAAGAUCCUUUUAGGGAAGAGCCAACGAAGGUCUGGAGGAAGCAAAGUUGGGGGGAAAGAAAGAGAAGCUUCUGGGGAAUCCUGCAAAGAAGACUUUUCUCGAAAACAAACUCAAAGAGCCAUGAGUGAGAAUUUAGAUCUUCUAUCUUUAAAGAGACUGACAUUAACUACUAGUCAAUCCCUGCCUAAGCCUGGCAGUCAUAGUUUGGCUAGAACUACCACUACUGCUUUUAGUAAAUCAUUUGAGCAGGUCAGCGGUAUCACAGUUCCAAAUAACCGUAGUGGUGGAAAUGGUACUGAAGCAAAUAGGUUUUCAGCAUGUAGUCUUCAAGAGGAAAAAUUGAUAUCUGGAGCAGAAAGAAUAGAUCUUCCCAUUUCAAACAAACAAUCAAAUCAGCAGCGACCUCCUAGCAUCAGCAUAACACUGUCAACAGACUGAUGUCUGACAAAUUGCCUAGUAUGAAAAAGGAAUCUGGAGAUUCUGUUGAUAGUGUGCUCCCCAUCUUCCCUUUUUAAAAUCUAACCCUCCAAAUUCUUGAUACCGUUGGAGUUUGGCUUGCAUUUGACAGUGUGUUUAGAUUACAAUUUUUAACUAUUUUGCAUUGUUUCAACUGUUAUUAAUAGCCUAGAGGGUUUUUUUUUCCUUAAGUGGUUUGAUUUUACACUUACACUUCCUAUUAUUUACAUCCCCCUAUUGUUAACAAACAUUGGCAGGCUCUGUUUAGCCAUGCUGGCAGAGUGUGUAUGUGUGUUGUAAAUUAUAGACUGCAGAGCAAAGGGAUCCUCUUUCUCAGGAUGUAGCUGUUCA
Molecule: messenger RNA, 2071 nt
Organism: Trachemys scripta elegans
Lineage: Eukaryota; Metazoa; Chordata; Testudines; Emydidae
Gene: HYCC1
Product: family with sequence similarity 126 member A
Exons: 11
Coding region: 149-1702 (517 amino acids)
Biological process (GO): phosphatidylinositol phosphate biosynthetic process; protein localization to plasma membrane
Cellular component (GO): plasma membrane
Source: RefSeq, a predicted model, not a curated record